AUCAUCAGCCGCAUUUGCUGGUAGGUCUGAGGAUAACGUAGCACCACAACUAGAUACAAUGACAAUGGAACAUCGAGUUGAUCCAAGUCUUUUACUAAGCCAGAAUGCAUCAGUGUCAUCAUCCACUGAUUUGGUGCAAAGCUUGUACUCUUCAAGUCACGACCUGACUGGUGCAAUUAUUUCUCACAUCGAUUCUCCAAGUCAAUUUUAUGUUCAUUUGUCGGGUGCACAGAACAUAUUGCAAGAUGUUAUGAUGAAAGUAGCUGACCAUUGCAACACUACCAAUCCUCCCCAAUCAGAUGUUCAGUGGAUACUUGGCAGCCGUUGCUGUGCUCUGUUCAGUGAGGAUCAUUCGUGGAAUCGAGCUCAAGUGAAGAUGAUUCUUCAUGGCAAUAGAUACAAAGUCUUUUAUGUUGAUUUUGGAAAUUCAGAAACUGUGUCGGGUUCAGACAUGAGAACGCUUCCUUAUGAUUGCAGGGCUGCACCAGCUCAAGCACUACCAUCCUUUAUUUAUGGUGUGACUCCAGUUGCUGAUAAUUCAGGAGCAGUGACUGUAGGUGGAUGGUCAAUACAGGCUGUGAAUCUGAUGAACGACCUACUCAGAGAGAGAGCAUACAAAAUUGAACUACAGGUUGAUUCUAAUGUUGACAGUGGCCAGCCUACUGCAGUGGAUAUAUGUUUUUCAGCACAAGAUGGUCAGACCAAAAGUCUUAGACGCUAUUUGAUAGAGAAGGGUUUUGCCAAGCCACAUCAAGAAGCAUCCAUGUCUACGUAUCUCCCACCUAAAAUUCCGUCAUCAAGACAGUUUCCAAUCAUAAUUACGUUUGUAGAUAAAGACUGUCUGAUAUAUGCACAUGAUGCAUCUACAGAAACUGAUGAAAUUGACAUGGUGACAGGACAACUGCAGACUCAUCUCAAUGAAACAUCAAAUGUAGUAGUGCCAGCUGAACAGUGGCAAGUAGGACAGUCUUGUUGUGCAAGAUUUGCUCAGGAUAACAACUGGUAUCGAGCUCGUAUUGUGGCCAUUGUUGGUGACAGGAAACUAAAAGUUUUCUACGUCGACUUUGGAAAUUGUGAUGUAGUUAGUGUAGAGUGGCUUCAUCCUGAGGUAGCAUUCCAAGAAAUUCCUUGUUUAAGCCUUAUCAUGCAGCUUCAAGGACUGAAUAAGACAAGUGACAAUUGUGAUGUCAUCUCAAAUAGAAUGUUAGAACUUCUGGUGGACAACCGAUGCUGUGCUAGUAUUGUGGGUCAACCAUCAGAAAAUCCUCUUUUAGUCAGCAUUGACCUUCCUGAUGGCACUAAGCUACUUGAUGCUCUUGCCACAGAAGAAACUCGAGAUCUAGAAAAUCAGCAGUUGCCUGAAAGAGACAGGGCAUUGCAUUAUCAGCUUGCAUCACCAAAGACUUUUUCUGUGCAAGACACAUCAUUAUCAUUAGUUGUGCCUCAGAAUGGUCAACAAGAAGUUAUAAAUGCUGUUGGUGACAAAGAACAGGAGAAUUUGACAUUGUCAGAAGAAUCACCUGUCAGGGAAGCUUUUGUUAGCACAACUAUUGCUCCGACUGCUGCCGUGUUGGAGUCUAGUGUGGACGCUGACGACAUUGGACAAGUGCAGUUGCCAUCUGUUGGUGUGAAGUUUGCCGUGCAAGCAGUGCACGUAUUAGCUCCUGAUACCAUUUAUCUUCAGAGGCUGGGAGUACCUACUGAAAGCCAUGAUGUGACUUUAGAAAAUGUUGCUGCACAGUUGGAUAAUCUUUAUCGCAUUCAAGCAGCUGUUUCUGAGUGCUCUUUCAACCUACCGCAAUUGACAGAAAGUGAUGUGAAAGCAGACAUGGUAUGUGCAGCUUGCUAUACUCAAGACAAUGUUUGGUAUAGAGCACGAGUGGUCGAACUGUUCAAGCCUCCAUCCGGUUUAUUACUAAUUAAAAUUUAUUAUAUUGAUUAUGGUACAUCUGAAGUAGUGACACCAGAACGAAUAAGAAAGUUACCAGCCGAGUUUCUUGGUAUUCCAGCUCAGGCGUUUCUCGUCAAACUACCAGGUAUUGAGCCAGUUGCAGCUACGGAGCUACAGGGUCCUCAAACUCUCAUACCCAAUUCAAUAUGGUCUACAGAUAGUUUGACAGUCAUGACUAAGCUGGUCACCCGCAAGAAGUUGGUGGCUUGUAUUGAAUCAACUGAAGUAACAGUACCUAAUGUCUCAUUGACAGAAGAGGAUGGUACUGAAUUAGUAGAACGGCUUGUGGAGUCUGGCUAUGCAAGGAAGUCACAUUGACGGUAUUCUCAAGUGACACGUGCAUAGACUGAUCUAUGGUGGUUACUUCAGGUAGCUUUGUAUGUAAUAGUGGUUAAUUGAGUCUGUUGUUCGUUGUUGAUUUUUUUAGUCUUUGAGGUCGUCGUGUUUGAGUACUAAUGCUAUAAUAUAGCUGUUGGAAUCAUA
This is a messenger RNA of Corticium candelabrum, 2434 nucleotides long. RefSeq names its product tudor domain-containing protein 1-like. Bases 59 to 2269 code for a protein of 736 amino acids. The record is from RefSeq and is a predicted model, not a curated record. The transcript is spliced from 11 exons. Lineage: Eukaryota; Metazoa; Porifera; Homoscleromorpha; Homosclerophorida; Plakinidae.